Molecule: messenger RNA, 450 nt
Organism: Salvelinus fontinalis (brook trout)
Lineage: Eukaryota; Metazoa; Chordata; Actinopteri; Salmoniformes; Salmonidae
Product: short transmembrane mitochondrial protein 1
Exons: 3
Coding region: 114-257 (47 amino acids)
Source: RefSeq, a predicted model, not a curated record
CGACAUGACAUGCGCAUUAUACACUGUUGAUGACUUCGCUAGUUGUUUCGACCGAGCUUUGAAACUGGAUCGCUAAAAUAGAUAAAACAUUGUCUCCUUCGUUAGAUACGACAAUGCUACAGUUUUUGGCUGGGUUUACCUUGGGAAACGUUGUUGGGAUGUACCUCGCUCAAAACUACGAGGUCCCCAACAUUUCCAAAAAGAUAGAAGCUUUCAAAAAGGACGUGGAGGCAAAGAAGAAACCUCCGGCAGAGUAAAGAAGAGAUUGCUCAACAACAUGGAUAGAAUGAAACGGGCAGAUUGAAGAGAUGGGGACUAUUGGAACAACAAGAUGCACACUGCAGAGGAUAGAUACCAAAUGUUCAUCUCGUUUAAUAUUUAAUAUCAAAAGCAGUAUGUGUACUAAGGUUACACUGGCAGAGGAAUAAAUUGUAAGAAUGUCUUCUCUAA